AAUUUUGGAAAAGAUUUGUUAGUAUAGACUUAGAAUUCGUAUUAGCUCCGAUUUUGAGGGAUUGUAUACAUUUUAAUUGGAUCAAAUUUCAUAGGGGAAAAUUAAUAAUGUGGGUGAAAACCUACAGUAAUUUUUUCAUUUCAUAGUUUCUCUCAGAAAACUAGCUUGGGAGGGAAAGGUGUAAUACCUGAUUUUCACAAUUGUGUGAUCGAAACCCCAUUUUUGGAAUCAAUUUCCUUGUUCUUUCAAUUUUUUCUCGAAAUUGGAUUCGCAUACUGCUGCUUGAGGAGUUUGAUUUCGUAAAAGCAUCGAAAAACCCUAAAUUUGAUUUGGAUGGCAGCGUCGUUGGAGCCUCCGUCUACUUUCUUUGAUGAGGAUCAUUAUCGCAUGUUCGUGGAGUCCAUGGAGGCGCAAGGCGCGUAUUCGCCUCCUGGCCCUUCAUCUGUGGGCAUUGUUGAUUACGAACGGCCUGAUUCGCGCUAUUAUUUGACUGCGUAUGAAUCUGCUGCUGGUGCGCCGAAGAAGACGGUCUGGAACAAGUCUUCGAGUGGGGCAGCUGGCAAGGUUGGUGCGGUGAUGGGGGCGGAGGCUUGGCCUGCUCUCUCGGACACUGCUCGUGGAUCCCCCAAGUCUCCGCUAGUUUCGUCAAAUGGAGAGGGAGUAGUAGUAUCAGACACUAGCAUCUCUCCUCAAAACCACACGGCUACGAGUGGCAGUUACAGUAUGAAACACAUCAGAUUUGAGGCUGAUGGCACCAUAUCUCAAGCUCCUUGCAUCAUAGGAGCUUUAGCUGAAUCACAGAAGCAGAAUGCUGGAAAUUCUGGGCAGAGAGAGAGAUCAUUUGGUGGUAAUGAACAGCAGUCACAGCAUCGUUCUUUUAGGGGUAAUAAUAAUGGGCCACAAGCUCGACCUGAUGGUUCCUACCAUCAUAGACACGGUGGAAGACGUGAUCAUAAUCGGAGGGAAAGCUUUGCAUCUCAGAAGAGAGAUGGUUCUAGGCCCUUUGUACGCGGCCCAGCCCCAAGUUGGCCUUUUGUACCUCCUCCAGUAGUUAUGCGACCUUUUGUAAAUCCCAUGGUUUACCACGAUGUUUUGAUGAAUCUUGCAGAGAUGCCACAGGUAUUUUUUGUCCCUGGCCCCCACCUAGAUUCACCAAGGCCGCCACCUAUGGUCUCAUAUACGCCACUUUUGUUUCCUGUGCCCGAUCCUCACUUACUUAACAAGAUUUUGAACCAGAUAAACUAUUAUUUUAGUAAUGAGAACCUGGUCAAGGACAUACAUUUGCGCAGGAACAUGGACCGUGAAGGAUGGGUGUCUGUUCACCUUAUUGCUGGGUUCAAUAAAGUCAGGCAGCUGACAAACAAUAUUCACCUUAUAUUAGAUGCCUUACAAGCUUCCUCUAUCAUCGAAGUGCAGGGUGAUAAAGUGAGACGCAGAGGUGAUUGGCUUAAAUGGUUGAUGCCGCCUACUCAAAAUCCUACCACAAGCCCUGCAGUUUAUGCUUCUAGUCAGAAUAACUAUUUAGAAGAUAUUGGCUAGAGACCUGCCCUGCUUAACGCCGUAUGGGAACUCAAGCCACCCAAACUGCGUAGCGUGCAUUUAUCCAAGAUGCAUUUGAAUGGAAAACAAUCCCCAUGUCUCCCCCCUUGGCACAAUUUUGUUUGCUUUUAUUUUAGGAGAAAACAGGAAAAAAAGAACCCUGGCAGCAUAUGCCGGAACGAUUAUUUUAAGCAGCAGGCAUCUGAUUUUGAUCACAAAUGUGUGACGGAAUGAUGUCUUUCUCCUUACUGACAGCGGCUUCACUUCUUGGUUAAUCACAAAUAAGAGAACAAUUGGUAGAAAAUUAUUUGUAGUUGGAAUUUUGUGACUUUAUAGCCUGAUUUUUCAGGUUCAAUUUUUGUUUCCAACUUUCCGAUGAGUUUUUUCUUUACUUUCUUCUUGCCUAGCUUUAUAAUUCAUAGAAAUGAGAUAUGUACAGAAUAAGUCCAAUUUGUGAGCCAAUGCUUGGAUUUGUUGAAGGUGUUUCAUGUUUUCUUCA
Molecule: messenger RNA, 2038 nt
Organism: Salvia hispanica
Lineage: Eukaryota; Viridiplantae; Streptophyta; Magnoliopsida; Lamiales; Lamiaceae
Product: la-related protein 1C-like
Molecular function (GO): RNA binding
Source: RefSeq, a predicted model, not a curated record